Molecule: messenger RNA, 5304 nt
Organism: Archocentrus centrarchus (flier cichlid)
Lineage: Eukaryota; Metazoa; Chordata; Actinopteri; Cichliformes; Cichlidae
Product: transmembrane protein 65-like
Exons: 7
Coding region: 314-967 (217 amino acids)
Biological process (GO): cardiac ventricle development; regulation of cardiac conduction
Cellular component (GO): mitochondrion
Source: RefSeq, a predicted model, not a curated record
AAAGCUGACUUGUUCGUCUUUAGCUUGAAGUUCAUGUGCCAAACUCCUCUCUUGAUCCCCGAGUCUUCAAAGAACAUGAGACGGCUGGCGCGGCUCACGGCGCGGAAACAGGGAACGCACGACUGCUCCCAAUUUGACAAGUUUUACAGAAACGGCUCAUAAAAGUCGCCCAUUUGAUCACCAUUAAGUCCGAAUUUAGCCCGAAGCACUGACGGACAGCCAACUUCCACCCAAGCGGCGACGCGGCGGAGGAGAUCGAACAAACAAAAGUAUUUAUAUUUUCUGGACAACAGUAGUGAUUUAUUUUGGCGUCAUGCUGAAGAUCUGCUUGCAGAGGGCUCUCCAAAAGUUCCCGAAGGCGGCGGGGACUGCCCGCCGCGCUCCGUGCUGCUGGAUGGGUACACACGGGAGAAACGAGCCGCUGGAGCCGCUCAACUCCCCCACCCGGGCCAAAGAGUUUAUUUACCGCCUUCACCCAAAGGAGAGGACAUGUUUACUCCAGGAGCUGCAGAUCUUCGAGUCCAAAGCAAUCGCACAAGAUAAACUGGAGCCCUCACCACCGACUGCAGCACAGAUCAGAUAUGUUUUACUCCACAACGCCAUCCCCUUUGUUGGAUUUGGCUUUUUGGAUAAUGCCAUUAUGAUUGCAGCAGGAACACAAAUCGAACUCUCCAUUGGAGUCACACUGGGGAUCUCCACCAUGGCUGCUGCGGCUCUGGGGAACCUGGUUUCAGAUCUGGCAGGUCUUGGUCUUGCAGGUUAUGUGGAGGUUCUGGCUUCCAAACUGGGGAUGCAGGUUCCAGAUCUGACACCCAAGCAGGUGGAUAUGUGGCAGACCAGGCUCAGCUCUCACAUGGGUAAAGCCAUUGGUGUGUCAAUCGGCUGUAUUCUGGGGAUGUUCCCGCUGCUUUUCCUCAGCGACAGCGAUGACAAGGACAGCUGUGACGCACCAUCAAAAUCCUUGUAACACGCCGCUCUACAUAACACUGCACACAGGAUACUGCUGAUGUCAACGCUCUUUAAAAAACAUAGUUAGUCGAAUGUUUCUUUGUCAUCCUACUCAGGCAGCUUGAAGUUGGUGGAAAUGGCUGUUUGAAGCAUCUGGUGGUGUUAUUUUUAUACCGUUUGCUCCAAAAAGAAAUGCCAUCUGUUGCUUCAGUGUGCCAGUUCAGCGGAAAGUUAAAUGGAAGUUUUCAUGUGAGAUGAACAGUGGAGGAGUUUUAUGAGAUUUGAUUCUCAUUGAUUCUUCAUAUCAGUCCUAUUCCUAAUUGACUGUGCACUUUUGCACAGCUGUGGUUCAGAGUCUCUCUAGCCUCCAUUACUUUUAUUCUGAGUGUAAUUUAUUUGCCAAAAAAAAAACCAGGAAAACGUCACAAUAAAAUUAAAGAUUUACUGAAAGUAAAAUUACUCUUAAUUCAGAUUAAUCAAUAUUGCGUUGACAUUAAUGAGGGUGACAUUUAUAGCUGUGAGCAUCUUUCUUUUUGUUAUCAUACUUAAAGAUAAUUAAAAAAAAAAAAAAAAAAAAAAGCUUAUUUUUGGUCAUCUAGGCCGGUGCUGGUGGACAGCAGGUGGUGGAUUGGUGUGCAAUGCGUGAAUUUGCAUGGUUAAUUAAAGUUUGUCACCAUUAACCUGAUUUUUAGCUUCAUCUUACAUGUUUUCAUGCGUGGUGUACACGGUUUAUCAUAAUUCCCUGACUUCUUGUUUAAGCUUCAGUGGGUGUUCAUUUUUUUCAAUAUUCCAGCACCACAUAAAUGCAAAAUAAGAUGUGAUUUUUAAAAGGCUGGAUUUAUACCUCCUCCUAUACCUUGUUCCCACUGUCAGUUCCAUUCAAUCACAGCAUGACGUCAGUUUUUCAUGUACUGUGUAGCUAAAGCACUCAAAGCUGUGAGGAGCUUGAAAACAGGUGAAAAUUCACAAAGAAAUAAGUAAAAUUCAGUAGCAGUUUAAUGGUUUUGCUGCACAGGAUGUAUUCAGUAAGAGACACUUUGAUGACACAUUUCCUUUUACAGUUCCAGUUUUUAGUGUGUCAGCAGUUAGUUUACUUAGCAUAAAAAUGGAGCCCACAGUUUCAUGCUGUGAGGUAUCCUCAUUUUAAGCUGAUAAAAAAUGGAGUGCUGGUGCUGGCAGAGACCCUGGAGAGAGGUUUUGUGCAAAAUGAACAUAAGCGUAACCUUGGUGGUGCUUUUGCUGCUCUGUAAUUAUUAUUUCAGUAUUUUUUUCUAUUAGUAUUUUCAGAAAUUCAAACGUUUGGCUUUUCUCACUCUGACUUGGUCUCAGGGGCUGAUGGGAAGAAUCAGUGCGACUCUAAACUUUGAUUUCCCUCCCUGUUUUUGAGUCAGCACAGAUGGCUUGCUUAAAUCCUGUCCGAGCAGCUUCUAGGAAUAUGUUUUAUUCUUCCCAGCUCUCAGCUAAAAUCCAAAAAUCAAGCAGCCAGUUUGACUGUUUUAGCAGCGACGAGUGCAGAGACUGCUGCUAGUUUCCCAUCCUGACAGCAGAAACAAAAACCGGAGAUACUAACCAACUGUUUCUAUUUUGUGUUUUUUUUUUUUUUUAAUUCAGAUAAAUUGGUAGGGGGGAGCACGAUAUGAUGUUUACAAUUUCCUUUCAGCACACACUUUAUACAUUUACAGACUCCAUCUCCAAAAACACUAUUUAUUCAUGAGUCAAAAACAACAGAUGUUUUUCAUGACUCCAGCUGGAACAGAACAGACUUGCCUGUACGGUCACUGUACAGUCAUAGUCCUGUGUAAAUGAAGACUGUCGUCCACAACCUUGAAGAAUGAUUUCUGUGUCCUGCAUGAUGUGGCUCUAUAAUCUGACUAUUUCUAUAGCAGAUCUUUUUUAGUAUGCUCUCACAUGUUUUGUAAGCGCUGAAGUAGGAGGCGUUCAGUGCCAGCGCACACUAUCUGGAAACUGAAGUUGCUGUUUUCAGUUUUGGGCCACUGUAUGUUUGUUUGGUUUUUUUACCACCAUCUUUUUCUUUUCUUUCUCUCACACAGAUGCUUAACUUGCAUUUAGCCGCCUGUUUAAUUUAAUUAUUUCUUUAACUUUUGUUUGACCAGACCUGAAGCUGCAUAUGGUGCCAAAGAAGGUGCAAUUCAAAAUCAGUCAGACAAGUUGGCUCAGAAGUUUCAGGAAUUUCUCUUACCUUCAUUUUCUUUUUCACAAUUAAACCUGUCAGCAAACCUGCAAAGCACUUUUUUUGUAACUACACUGAAUCCAGUUAAUGCCUUUUCUCCUCUUGAGCCUCAGACUGCAUUCCCUCAAUUUACUGCUCUGUUUACUAGUUCAUGGUAACCUCUCAUCAUAUUAUUUUGAAUUAGUGACUCUUUUCUUAUUGAUCAGUGUGUUCACCUUUUUUAUAAGUAAUAAUUUGUUUGUUCUUAAAAAAUAAAAUAAAAUUCAGAAAUCAUGGUUUUUACUCCAGGGUCACAAGAGAUUUAUUUGGAUGGUAACAUACUGCAGGAAAAAAAAAACAAAUUCUCACAUUUUAAAAGUAAAAAUCAGAUUUGUUUUGUUUUUUCUAAUAAGUGGGGAAAAAAGUGUCUAAACAGACAAAGUAAAAAGUUGUUCUAAAUGUUGGAAAAAGUGUUUCUUUUACAUCCAAACUGAAAAGUGAAGUGACAGCUCUUCUUCUUCAACGCCUCUGCAAACUCGUUAGCUAUGAGCCAACUCCAUGUCAGAUAUUUUAUAGAACAACCACUCAACAGAACCCUUCCCAGGAUGUAGCCCCCACCCACAACCCUGAACGGGAUAAGUGGAAGAAAAUGGAUGCCGUAAUAGUAAACACACUGAUCAAUAAGGCUCUCUCUGCUCUGCUUUGACGUCUAAUCAGUGAAGUUUUCUUUUUUUUUUUAAUGUUUUAUGUAAUCCAAUAACAGUGACUGAAGAGCCUUCAAGGCUGCAGCAAGUUAGCUUUGGCUGUUGUUUAGCAGUUGUAGGAACAUUAUCAAUUAUUUCAUCUACCCAGAAAUUCGGUAUUAUUGGGAAUCAUCUGAUUUUUGGCCAGGUCAAUUAUCACAGCAGAUGCCUGUGUCAUUGUUUUUAAACCACUCUAGAAUCUAGAAGCUCAGAUAAAUAGAAUAAAAGAUACUCUGAUUUGGCUCUGAAGCACUCACCACUCUGAGGUCUAGAGAUGUGUCUGGCUCAGAGUGGCACAUUCAGUUUGAAGCAGCCCCAGUGAGCUAGCAGAGGAAAGCUAGCAGGGGUGUAACAGAUAAUCACAAUCCUCUCUGCUGAUGUUAGAGCUGCACGAUCUUAUGUCACUGCAUGCAGACAAACAGUAGCCUGCAUGUAGAGUUUCAAAAUGAAUAACGUAAGAUUUUGCAGUGAAAGCAAAGUGUAGGCCGUGGCUAAAAGGCUGAUGGCACGUCUCUAAUGAAGACACUGAGGAAAAGUUUGUUUUUUCCAAAUUUUCACAUCAAAUUAUUUUUUUCCAAUAACUGAUGUUUGGAACAGCUAUCUUGUUUAUCCCAGAUCCACAUCAGUUUAUUUCAGCAGAAUAGUUGACUGAUUGUAGUAUGUUGGGACUAACAAAGGAGAUUGUGAGCCUUUUUACCUUCUGUUCUUCACAGAAAAGCUUUCUAUGCCUAGAAAAGUUUGAAAAUUGUCUGCUUUUGAGUCCUGCUGUUUUUCUAGCUGAUUAUGAAACAUUUGUCUUGGGGAGGGGGUCACUUUAAGCACAAAUCCUAACACAUCGUCUAAAUUAAAGGCUGCAGGUCCAACAGCGUUCUGAGUUCAGACAGAAAUGUUUGCACACUGUCUUAAUGAGCAUGUGGACUCGACUGCAGAAGAAAUUCAAGUUUGUCAUUGGAUUAACUGUAAAAGCCUUGAGGGAAAUGAGUUCUCUUUGUCUGCUCGUCUCAUCAGAGCAGAGAUUCACUGAGGACGAGGAUGAGCAAUACACCCUCAGUAAGGAGCGGCUAAUGUUAAAUGCUGUGUUGUUCUGACGAUGCUGCGGAGAACCUGAACUUGUGCUUUUUGUAUCAUCUCAUGUUUGUAUUGUGUUUGUAUUUCAUAUUAGAGGAUAAAGAUUUUAAAUCAAACUGGGUUUUUUAAAUUAUAUUUUCCUUAAUUUAAUUGUGUCAAGACAUAUUUUGAAGCAUAUGAACAAGAAGUUUGUCAUUUAAGUCUGUCAGGCAAAGGAAUUCUGUGCUGUGCUACCAUCUUGUGGACAUUUGAACAGCUGCUGCUGUGCACUGAUACAUGUACAGCAUGUACUAAACAACCUGUAAUGCUGAAGGAUACAGUGUGGAUGUAUUUUGCAACAUUAUGUGUAGUUUAAACAAAAAUAAAUGAAUAUGU